This is a messenger RNA of Neurospora crassa OR74A, 2975 nucleotides long. RefSeq lists its product as hypothetical. The coding region runs from base 1186 to 2397 and encodes 403 amino acids. Lineage: Eukaryota; Fungi; Ascomycota; Sordariomycetes; Sordariales; Sordariaceae. The record is from RefSeq and is a predicted model, not a curated record. The transcript has 2 exons.
GCUUGUCUCAACAUCGAGGUCCGUUCUCGAGUAAAACACCCUCGAGGCCAUCACCGGGCUUAGCAUCCACCAUGGUCGGCUUAUUCAACGUCUUGGAACGAACUAGUGAAGAGAGAAGGUUGUCGAAGCUCGAGGACGGCACAGAGGGACACAACAAGACAGCCACAACGCCUCAAAAAAAACACCACACCACCGUCAACAAAGAAGCAUUGGGGCUGGCCUCUCUGCCACUUUACCCCUGACCCAGAUCUUUUACAGUAGCAGCUUUUACGCACAGCACUAGUGUAGUGCCACCCCCAAUGGGAACAUUAGCACUUGUCCGACUGCCUUUUUUGUUUAAUUUCCUCUUCCAACCCUCUCAGCCCUCUUUCAGUUGUUUUCCUUCGAGCCAUUUCUCUUCUCCCUCUAUAAUAUCUCUCAACGUGGUGGACAACAACAGACAGGACAGGGUACAUGGCUCUGCCCUGCUCUCAACACCAUUAUUCAUCUCCGCAGCCGAGCCAACCAUCCAUCCGGGCGAACCAAGUGUCCGCACUCCGCUCGCCCCCAGCUUCCAUUCUGGCCAGAACACCCGCAGACCUUACGCCCUUUUUUUUUUCUGCACUGCUUCUGCAACCACCGUCGGCAUUGCACCGGUUCUUCGUCCCCAUUGGUGUCCCAUUGUUCUGUUCCUCGUCUUAUAUUUACCCGCCUACCCAUAUCGGACCAUUUCCCUGAUCCCGCCCGCCCUUGGGCCUUUCUUCUAAGUAGAGCCCACGGGACGCUGCCUUUGGACUGGACCAGACAGAUGCCAACAUUGGAUUGUUAGCUCCUCCUCCUCCUCCUCCUCACCCCCAUCCCGCCUUGUUGGGCCGGCGCCAUUUAUCACCCAUCACUCCCCGGUCUCCCUACGAGGAACUGGACCGCUGCAGUGAUAUAAAGACGGGAAAGACAUCCCCACUUGCGCUUCCCUUGCUCGCUCGCUGCUCUCAUCGCUUAACCCCCCCGUCCUGGUCAUCAACAUACGAAGGGAGAUCGACUAAACCAUACCGAGACAUACGCGCCCUAACACCGAUCUGUCUGUCUGACCCGGCCGAUCAGGAAAUUUUCAGUCCUUCGUUUUUACAUAGCCUACAACUCGACAUCUGUGUUGUUCCACAGAGUAAUGUACCACCAACUGCUACGACACUCUGUUACAGCCGUGACAUGAUCAUGUACUCGUUUACCUCCCGUUCUUCACAAAAGACUCAAUGGGUUGUCGUCACCCUAGUCGUCCUGCUUUGCCUUGUCAGCCAGGUAACAGCGCGGGCGCUGGCUAUCGAAAUCAAGGAUGACUUGAGCGACUCCAUCGACUUCAAUAAUGCACCGUUGGAUAUCGACACCUCAGAACCACCAACCAUCGAUGAAGGAGAAUGGAUCUUGCUAUCACCGGAGGAGGCGGAGUUGAAGCAUGGAGGGUUGAGGAAGCGUGAGGAAAAGGAAAUCACCUCCGUGGCAUCCGGCUCCGUGACAACCACCUUCCAAAUCGCCGUCUCUACCGUCACCGAGAAACCCACGGGUACUACUUCCACUUUCACCGCCGCCCGGGCCGAAGAGACCGCCGCCGUAUCGAGCUCCCUACCCAAGUUCUUUGACGGCAGUUUAUCCGCCAACUUUGGUCCCAACAGCAACUGCCCGGCUUUUCUCAACUCUUUUCUCAACAACCAGACUUUCAACCAGUGCUACCCCAUCUCGUUAUUGAUGCAGGGCUCCCAAUCCUUCUUCCAAGCCCAACGCUCCCUCGUCUCGCUCACCCGCGUCCUCGACGCCUCGUGCUCUCCCAACGCCAACUUCUGCACCUCCUACCUCUCCUCGCUCGCCUCCGACCUGAUCUCGGACGCCAACUGCGGCGCCGAGUUCCGCGCCGGCCACACCGUCGUCCGCGACGCGUACGUCGCCAUGAUCGCCUACGCCCCCGUUCGCUCGGCUACCUGUCUGAAAGACACCACCACCACCACCUCCUCCUCCUCCUCUUCUUCUUCUUCUUCUUCAGAAGUAGUCGAAGGAUACUGCUACGCAAACGCCGUCAUGAACUUUACCAACCCUAGCUCCGUCUAUGUCUAUCACCUGGCGCUGAAUGUCAGUUUGCCCGGGUCGACGGUGCCGACCUGCGAUGGGUGUCUGAGGGAGACGAUGCAGGUCUAUCAUGCGGCUGCCGCCGACCGCAAGCAGCCCGUGGCGGGAGUUUAUGUGCAGGCAGCCAAGAUGGUGAAUGUGGUUUGUGGCGUGGGGUUUGCUAAUGAGACAUUGCCCGAGGAGAUAGUGUCGUCGUCAACGAGCGGCGGUGGUGCAGCAGUCACAUUGGGGUCAAGGAAGCUGGGGGUGGUGGUGGUGCCGGUUUUGACGACGGUGGUGGCGGGGUUGGUGUGGUUGAUAUGAUAUGAUAUGAGAAUUGAAAUGAUGGAGCUGCUCUGAUCGUUUCGAAGAGGGCAGGCAGGUAAUGCUCGUCGAGACGGAACCAAACACAACAACACUUAAUGGCUUUUUGUCUAAUGAUAAUCAACGGUAUAUAUAUAGGUACAUAUGAGGGGAGGAAGGGCAUGAUACUCUGGAUCUGGACCGGAUGGGAUAGGAUUAGGAGGCUACACUACGGUGCUACAGCAGCAGCAGCAGCAGCAGCAGCAGCGUCGAAAGCCAGCAAAGGAGUGGGAAAGAUAAAGAUUGACGGAAAAACGACCCGGUUUUUGGUCGCGGCUUUUGACUUUUCUCUGGUAAUUUGGUUCUGGUUCUUGGAUAUACCUUUUUUUAACGACCUGAGGAGACGGCGCUUGAUAGAUACCCUUUUCUUUUUCUUGCAUGGAUAUAUUCCAAUAUUAGCAACCUCUUGGAUGAUCACCAUCUACCUUCUCUGGGAAACAUAUAGCCAAUUACAGAUUAGUUGAACAACCUGCCAGUCAAAACGCUCUUGAUUCACGGUCUGCAAUUUUCACGUUCCAUUACUUGGUCGUGUUGCCUCG